AUCAAAAUAGGAAAGAACAUUACUACCUUUUGGGUCAAAUACACACAUUUAUGAACCAAGCCAGAAAAUCACACUAGAAAACCAAUCGGUGCAAAUCGGAAAACGGAUUCGUUCAUGCUAAAAUUCAUCGGAAUACUCUGAUCAUCAUAGUUUCAUCCAUAUAUUCCAUGGAUUUUGAGGUGGAUGAUGAUGUUAAUGGUGAGGUGUUAGUUAGUUCUGCUGACAUGGAAGGCAGGACUAUUGAUGAUGAUGAUGUUGAUGGUGAUGGUGAUGGUAUGGUAGGAUGUUCUAUUGGAGGGAUGUUUCAGGACGAUCAUGAUAUCAAAAUUGACCAAGAUGAUGACGAUGAUGAUGAUGAUUCAGAAAGAGGUUUAGAUCCGUUAGAUCUACCUCAUUCAGUCGACGCCUCACUUUCAGGGGAAGAGCCGUAUAUAGGGCAGGAGUUUGAAUCGGAAGCAGCAGCACACGCGUUUUACAAUGCGUAUGCUACACGUGUGGGAUUUGUGGUCCGUGUUAGCAAGCUUUCUAGGUCAAGGCGUGAUGGAAGCGCGAUUGGGAGAGCUCUUGUGUGCAACAAAGAGGGGUUUAGGAUGCCGGAUAAGCGUGAAAAAGUUGUUAGACAAAGGGCGGAGACAAGGGUUGGUUGUAGAGCGAUGAUUUUGGUUAGGAAAGUAAGCUCGGGAAAAUGGGAAAUUACUAAAUUUGUUAAGGAGCAUACGCACCCGUUGACACCUGGCAAAGGGCGUAGGGACUUGAUAUAUGACCAAUAUCCGAACGGACAUGAUAAAAUUCGGGAACUUUCACAACAGCUGGCAAUAGAGAAAAAAAGAACCGCAACAUACAAAAGACACCUGGAAAUGAUAGUCGAGCACAUUGAAGAACACAAUCAGUCUUUGUCAAAGAAGAUUAAAGACAUUGUAGACAAAGUGAAGGAAAUGGAGUCCAAAGAGAUGGAAUCUCAUAGAUAGCUUUUCUGUUUUUAUUGAUAAACAGAAAAAAAAAAAAAAAACAAAUAUUUAGAGACUGGUAUCAUUUUUGGUGUUGCUUGUUAGUUGCAACUUUGGCCAUAGGUAUACGUUUUUUACAAAUUUUAUUUCAAGUUAGUUUUGUAAAGUUUUGAAUGUUACAGGGAAUUCAAAAAUGUUUAUUUGG
Helianthus annuus (common sunflower) is the source of this 1152-nucleotide messenger RNA. Its product is annotated as protein FAR1-RELATED SEQUENCE 5. The coding region runs from base 168 to 968 and encodes 266 amino acids. The transcript has 3 exons. NCBI's taxonomy places the organism in Eukaryota, Viridiplantae, Streptophyta, Magnoliopsida, Asterales, Asteraceae. The record is from RefSeq and is a predicted model, not a curated record.